Molecule: messenger RNA, 483 nt
Organism: Aureobasidium uvarum
Lineage: Eukaryota; Fungi; Ascomycota; Dothideomycetes; Dothideales; Saccotheciaceae
Source: the annotation of a GenBank genome assembly
AUGGUCAACAUUACGGAAAAGAUCAAGGAGAUUGAGGCCGAAAUGGCCAGGACGCAGAGUAUGUANAAGCUCGCUCGUCUGAGAGCACAACUUCUAGAACCUGGUCCAGGUGCCGGCGGCCCUGGCGGAGAAGGGUUUGAUGUCACGAAGAGUGGUGAUGCUCGUAUUGCACUGGUCGGCUUCCCUUCAGUCGGUAAAUCAACGUUCAUGGGAAAGAUCACGAAAACAAAGUCCAUAGUUGCAGCAUAUGCUUUCACCACACUCACCGCCAUCCCUGGUGUGCUCGAGUAUGGAGGUGCCGAAAUCCAGAUUCUCGAUCUCCCGGGUAUCAUCGAAGGUGCUGCCGAAGGCAAGGGUCGCGGAAGACAGACCAGCGACUUGAUCUUGAUGGUCUUGGAUGCGACGAAAAGAGCUGAGCAAAGGGCUCUCUUAGAAGCCGAGUUGGAGGCCGUCGGUAUCAGAUUGAACAAACAGCCCCCGUGA